AUGGCUUGGGUGGGGCCCCUGGCUAGCCACACCCUGAAAGCUACAGAAGCAGCCGACUCCCUGGCCCUGGCCCAGCUUCCUGCCAGGGUCAGGGUGGCACUUGCACUGAGGGAGGGUCUCUCUUCCUCUGCAGGAAAAUUCUGGCACAUCUCUGACCUGCACCUUGACCCCAACUACACCGUAUCUGAAGACCCUCUCCAGGUGUGCCCAUCAGCUGGCUCCCAGAACGUGUCCAAUGCGGGCCCCUGGGGUAACUACCUCUGUGACUCUCCUUGGGCCCUCAUCAACUCCUCCAUCUAUGCCAUGAAGAAGAUCCUACCAGACCCAGACUUCAUCCUCUGGACCGGGGAUGACACACCUCAUGUGCCCAAUGAGAAGUUGGGAGAGGCUGCUGUGCUAGAAAUUGUGGAACGCCUGACCAAUCUCAUCAGAGAGGUCUUUCCAGAUACUAAAGUCUAUGCUGCUUUGGGGAAUCAUGACUUUCACCCCAAAAGCCAGCUUCCAGCAGGGAGCAACAGGAUCUACGAUCGGAUAGCAGAACUGUGGAGCCCCUGGCUCAGUAAUGAAUCCAUUGCUCUCUUCAAAGAAGGUGCCUUCUAUUCUGAGAAGUUGCUGGGUCCGAGCAGGGCUGGGCGAAUUGUGGUCCUCAACACCAAUCUGUACUAUACCAACAACGGGCAGACAGCUGGCAUGGCCGACCCUGGCCAGCAGUUCCAGUGGCUGGAAAAUGUGCUGACCAAUGCUUCCCAGGCUGGGGAAAUGGUGUACAUUAUUGGCCAUGUGCCCCCAGGGUUCUUUGAGAAGACACGGAACAAGGCAUGGUUCAGGCAGGCGUUCAACGAGAGGUACCUAGAUGUGGUCCAGAAGCACCAUAGGGUCAUUGCAGGGCAGUUCUUUGGGCACCAGCACACUGACACCUUCCGGAUGUUCUACGAUGCCACAGGUGCCCCCAUCAGUGUCAUGUUCCUCACACCUGGAGUCACACCCUGGAAAACCACAUUACCUGGAGUAGUAAAUGGAUCCAACAAUCCAGGCAUCCGGGUGAUCGAAUAUGACCGAGCCACACUGAGCCUGAAGGACGUGGUUACUUACUUCAUGAACUUGAGCCAGGCGAACACGCAGGGAACGCCUGACUGGAAGCUCGAGUAUCGGCUGACCAACGCCUACAGGAUCCCAGAUGUGGGCCCUGGCUCCAUGCACACGGCGCUGGACCGCAUCGCUGGUGAUCAAAGCAUACUGCAGCAUUACUAUGUUUACAACUCUGUCAGCUAUGACGUUCGGGAUUGUGAGGAGUCCUGCCGUGUCGAGCAAGUGUGUGCACUGCGUGAGGUGGCUUUCGACGCGUAUGCUGCCUGCCUGCGCGCCCUUGGCGUCGCGCCCGCACCGCAGCUCGUGCUGGUGCUUGCGGCGCUGGUAGGCCUGAGCGCCCUGCUAGUGCCAUGA
This is a messenger RNA of Orycteropus afer afer, 1443 nucleotides long. The record is from RefSeq and is a predicted model, not a curated record. Lineage: Eukaryota; Metazoa; Chordata; Mammalia; Tubulidentata; Orycteropodidae.